Messenger RNA from Colletotrichum aenigma, 3000 nucleotides. RefSeq lists its product as uncharacterized. The record is from RefSeq and is a predicted model, not a curated record. The transcript has a single exon. Bases 1 to 3000 code for a protein of 999 amino acids. Lineage: Eukaryota; Fungi; Ascomycota; Sordariomycetes; Glomerellales; Glomerellaceae.
AUGACUGGUCUGGGAGGCAGUCCGGGCUCUUCCGCGACUCAGUCCUUCAAAGCACUUUUGAGUGAAGGUAACACCAUCAGCCGGAACCUUGCAAAGGUGCCCAAGGACCAGCAAAAGCUCCUUGACAGACCUGACUCCUGGUUCACAUCUCACAAAGACACCAAUGGACCACCUAACCUCCCUGCCGGGGUCCUUGAAAGCCUCAGAGAAUUCCACGCAGCCCGUACCCUUCCACCCCCGGCACAGAAGCCAAGAGCACCUGUCUCGAGUGUGCCUUCCCCGACGGGAAACGCAAGACCAGCUGUUGUUCACAACUUCUCUGACCAUGGGCAGUCUUCUUCAUCUUCUUCCUCUCCUCCAGGAACCCCGGUCUCCUGGCCUUCAUCUCCAGAACGCCCUCGACAUUCGGCCAACCAACCUGCAUCUCCGACCCUUUCCAUCAAGUCCCAAAUCGGAAUCGAAAGUCAGCUUCCUGCCACAGCAGCAACGGCAAACCUCCCAAGCAGUCCUCCCCAGUUUUCAUCACCAAGCAUACCUGCCCCCAAACGCUUCGAUCCACCGGCCAACUUUCCUCAGCCAACUUUGAAGCGCCGCCGUGUUGAGGAAUUCCCAUCCAGCAGCGGCGGGUUCGAAGACGAACUGGAGACAGCCAUUCCGAACGCACUUUUCCAAGCAACGCCGCCCAUCAAUCGAAUCGCAGCCCACCUUUUGACGAGGUCUGAAGCUGCCACCAGCCCCCCGUGCGGACAAGGAAGCAUGGUUCCAUCAAGUUAUAAUGACGGGCGAAUGACUUUCAAAUCAUCGACUCCUAAGGAGAGGCGAAACAUGAAACUUAUCACCUUCGAUUCCUCCCCUGGGGCAUCCACUGCUGAUCGCCCGCUCGAAGCAACGCCAGAUGAGUUGCCUACGAUUCCUCUUUCUCAGCCCCGAGAGAAUCGUGUACCGGUAUCAUCAGGCCCCUGCAUCGCCUCGACAUACGCGGCCGACUCCCACCAGUCCGCUCAAGCGCCCCAAGUUGUUCACGAUACCCCGGGUGCUCCCAGAACCCUCGCCCGCGCUCCAGGAGCUGAGAAUUUCUUGGCUUCACAAGCAGAACCUUCGGGUUCGAAGUCAGGCACAGGUCUCCCGGAGGCCACAAUUACAGAUGAGCAGAGGGCAACAAUUGCAGAGGAACGGGAUCCCAUGAUCAUAGAAGAUGCUGAAGAGGAGACUAUUGGCAUGAAAAAGCCAGUGCUACGCGUGAGUAUGGACGAUCCCGUACGUUGGAAGAAGGCAGAUGACAAACGGGAACUCAUCCAGUGGUUGAAUGAUAAUUGGGCGGAGUCCGACUGGCUUCCGCCGCUUUUGCAGGAGUAUCGAUCCACUCUUUCCUUCAGCAGUCUCAAGACCUUGCAGAAUAUUACCAAGCUAGCCAUUGAUGGAGGAGUUGAUCUUUUGAGUCUAUGGGCUGAACCCGACGGCUGUCUUUACCGCACAAUCUCGAGGCAAACCAAUGGAAAGCUCUCCUUUCCUGAAGAUCUGAAUCACGAAGCUCUUGAGCCUUUGGCGAAGGCUUCACGACUGGCAAGAGAGAGAAGAGCUGCGCAAACCGCCAACCCCACUGCGCUACAACGCCAACCAAGUGGCGAGCCUUUUGCAGUCGCAGCUCCCGUCAGAGAUGAAGCGGCUGUGGAGAACGCAGAAAACGACUCAGCGAAAUCAGGCAACAUGUUGCUUCCAUUGCAUGCUCCUAGAGAGGAAACCUUGGAAUGCUUCUCGCAGCAACCCGCAAAGGCUUUCCAGAACGCAUACCCGUCUUUCACAGGGAGUGUUGCCGAUUUUGUCAGGGCGUGCAUUGUGGUCAAGGGACUUCAGCGCAAGCAUCAGCUUCCCAAAUGGCUGUACGAUGACUUCAUCCGGGCAUUCGUGGACGAUUACACUUCAUAUAUGGAUGAAGUAGAUAAGUCGUCCUCUAUUGCAAAGCCAAUGUCAGCCAUAAGAUGGUACGUGGCCAAUGUUGACCGGCCCGUCUAUCAGAAGGAAGUGGUAACGGCCGAGAAUCUGGAUCGAAUCUUCGAAAUCUACUCCGAAGAGGUCGGAGAAGCCAAGAAAUGGCUCUUGGAUGGAGUUUCGUCUUCGCCAAUCGUUCUUGAAACGCCGCAGAGGCCGGCCGCGAAUGUCUCGAUGGCGAGAAAGCACGCUUCACCGACGUUGCCAGUAGCCAGUAUGCGGAAGGAUGACACGAAGCAACCGCCCAGCGCCUCUGGCACUACGGUCCCCCGCUCGCCUGCUGAAGGUUUGCGUUCGCCUAGGGAGGUGCAAGCUGCAUCAGAGGUCGCUCAGGCUCCCAUAAUUGGAGAGCAGACCAGCGAUGAAGCCUCUCUACCCGAACCGAAACUGGACCCCGGCCCACAAGACAAAGGCAAACAACGAAUGGCAGCCGAGGAACCUCCGCGUCGUGUCUCUCCAAUCACACCAACGCUGCGACGUCAAAAGUCACCUACUUCAAAUAAUGAUGAUCUGGUUUUCGUUUCGAGCCACCCGCGAUCUCGCCCUACAUCAGUCCAAGCGGCCGGUCCAGAGAGGAUUAUCAAGCAUGAGAGCCCAAAGGUCCAUCGUACUUCCCCUCUUGAUCGGUCUACUCCACAGAAGGUCCCCGCCAUCGACCAAGCGAAUGGGACCUUGUCAGAGAGACGGCGGACUGGAACCGUUGCAGAGACGCCACCGCCAGCACCGAAGAACGCGGCCGCCUUUCCUGGAAACAAAGUGACAUCGGGAGCGGGGAAGACUGCCGUGCGUCGAACUCUACCCGCUUCAUUCGAUUUCGGCCCUCCUUCGCGUCCUGCGGUUAGCAGCCCGGCACGGAGUACCCUCUCCGCUUCUACCCAAGACGCACGAGUCAAGAAGCCGAAGAAAACGGAGAAGGAAAAACAGGAGGCGUACAGAAGAAAGAUCGCGAAGCUUUUCAAGCAGGGACGUCUUCCUGGAUCCACUCCUGCGCCUAAAGGCGGGGAUGCUUAA